AUGCGGAAGGAAAGUCCAUCAUCUUACGACUACGAGUGUCGGAAACAUAUUAUAUUUCGUUCAAUAAGUUAUCUAUUUUUGAUGCUCUUCAUCACCCCGUUGACCUCCAUUUGGUGGAGCGCUAUAACAGACUACAAUGGCUCCCUUCAGCUUUCUGUCAUGAGGUUCCUGGCAGAUCCAAAGGCGUCGUUGAGCUGGCAUUCUCUACCUUCCCACGAUAUCACCGUUCCUUUUGCAAAAUGGAUCGUCUUCGAAGCGAUACUGUAUACCGUAUUGUCGGGUAGAAUAUGUGCUGGCCAACCUACGCCAUCAGGUCACACCUUGCCUUAUACAAUGAACGGCCUAUCAUUUUUCAUAUGCACAAUUACCUCCUUCCUAGUACUAGCAGCGCUCGGAUGGACUGAGCUUGCCUUCAUAGCCAGCAACUGGAGAGAGCUUAUUCUGGUGGUGAAUGCAUUCGCUUGGUUGCUUACAGGCCUAGCCUUUCUAAAGGGGCGCCUUGCUCCGUCAUAUAUUUAUGAUAAUAAGGGGAAUGAUUCAUACAUCUCCGACAUCUGGCGAGGCAUUGAACUAUAUCCCCGAUUCGGCGCAGCAUGGGACCUCAAAAUAUUCCACAACGGACGCUGGACGAUGACCACACUUGUCAUGAUAGAUAUAUCCUUCGCAGCCCUCCAACGGGAAAUCCACGGUUAUAUCACCUCCACGAUGAUAUGCGUAAUACUACUCCGUAACCUUCUCACCGUCAACUUCUUCACCAACGAAGAAUGGUAUCUCCGCAGUAUGGACGUAUGCGACGAGCCCUUCGGAUUCUACUUCGCCUGGGGAUCCGGCGUUUUCUUCCCGACGAUGUACACUCUGCAGACGCAGUAUCUUGCCCUGAACCCCGUUGAGCUUCCCCUCACUCAUACUAUCGUGAGACUUUCCGUUGGAAUCAUAGGGUUUAUCGUCUACUAUGUCGCCACAGAGCAGAAGAACGCAGUAUGUGACACGAAGGGUGCCAAGGAUGUACGACACGAAACGGUACAGUUCAUUCGUGCUUCGUAUACGACGACAGAUGGGGUCGACAGAGAGUCACGCUUAUUAUGUAGUGGCCUGUGGAGCCAUAUCCGGCAUCCCAAUUACCUGGGCGUAUUGAUAUUGACGUACGCCAUGUGCGCAUUGUGUGGGACUGAGGCCCUGCUUCCUUGGACCGAGGCUAUCUUUGCCACUGCUUUCCUUGCUCAUAGAUCAGACUGUAUCAAUACGAGACCUCCUGGACUGGUCAAGCAGCUGAUCAUCACGCCUGUUGAGCAAGCCGCUCGGUUCGGACAAAUUGCCGAGAUUUAUGUUCCUGCUGUCCAGGCCACUAUCACCGAGCCCACAGUCGAGGCGAUAGCUGAACUGAUCGUUGAAGGAUGA
This is a messenger RNA of Aspergillus bombycis, 1398 nucleotides long. Its product is annotated as C-14 sterol reductase. Lineage: Eukaryota; Fungi; Ascomycota; Eurotiomycetes; Eurotiales; Aspergillaceae. Gene Ontology annotation, biological process: cholesterol biosynthetic process; brassinosteroid biosynthetic process. Gene Ontology annotation, molecular function: 7-dehydrocholesterol reductase activity. The record is from RefSeq and is a predicted model, not a curated record. The transcript has 6 exons. Bases 1 to 1398 code for a protein of 465 amino acids. Gene Ontology annotation, cellular component: endoplasmic reticulum membrane.